Verruconis gallopava is the source of this 1294-nucleotide messenger RNA. RefSeq lists its product as uncharacterized. Gene Ontology annotation, molecular function: ubiquitin protein ligase activity. The coding region runs from base 82 to 1185 and encodes 367 amino acids. The record is from RefSeq and is a predicted model, not a curated record. Gene Ontology annotation, cellular component: nucleus. NCBI's taxonomy places the organism in Eukaryota, Fungi, Ascomycota, Dothideomycetes, Venturiales, Sympoventuriaceae. The transcript has a single exon.
GUUCGAGCUCAAUUUUGGCCCAUCUGAUGACGCUUUCGUCAAGCAAAGUGUAGCUGGCUUCGUUUCCUGAGUCCCGCGGCCAUGCCGUCGCAUAGCAAGCGCAACACCGCGCUCGCUUUCUUCACCUCAUACGAGCGCUCCCUUCUGAAAACUGCGUGGGGCUCGCAGUCCCAGAUCUUGUCCCGCGACCAUUUCUUGCCUUUCGGCUCGUGCUCGCUGUGUCUGCUUAAUGCCGUUGACCCCGUCGCUUGCCCCAAUGGAGAUAUAUUCUGCCGCGAGUGUGCACUAAACAACUUAGUGGCGCAGCGUGCGGAAAUAAAGAGACUGGAGAAGGAAUGGGAGCGGCGACGGAAAGAGGAAUUGGAGAGCGAAGAACUCGAGGAAGCCGAAGUGAGAGCACGAGAGCUUGCUGAGUUCGAAAGAGUACAGGCCGGCUUGGGAAAUGGCAAGAGUACGGAGCAGAAGGCUGAACAAUGGCUGGAAGAUCGUAUACAAGGCGGCGACACGAAGCGAAAGUUCGAGCUAGACGAGGAGGAGCUUAUGCGCAUCGCCGCAGAAGAGAGGAAGAAAGUGCGCAAGGAAAUGGAUGAAGAGAGAAAAGCAGCACUGAAACACCUGCCUUCCUUCUGGGCACCGUCGCAAACCCCAGAUGGCGGAGCCGGAAAGCUAUCGAUACCGGAGAAACCACCCAAGCUCAACACGCUGUGUCCGUCAAGCUCGGAGAAAGCCCCGCACAACAUCUCUUUGAAAACUCUUACGGCGAUAAAAUUCACGGAAGAGAAGUCUUCGGAGACGGGGAAAACUCUUCGGUCCUGUCCCGCUUGUCGAAAGGCGCUCACAAAUGUUUCAAAGGGUGUCAUGGCCAUACCAUGCGGACAUGUGCUCUGCAAAUCCUGUGUGGAAAAGUUCAUGAAGCCGGUCAUGACUCCCGAUCCGCAUAACCCCGGAAUGGAGCAUGGAGUCAUCAGGUGCUACGUCUGUGAGACCAACUUGACGACUGAAGAUGAGCAGAGCAAACCGAAUAAAGAGGAUAGCGAGACUGGCAAGAAGGCCAAAAAGAAGAAGAGGGAUGUUGAAAAUGAGUACAUAAAGAGAGGCCUUGUCGAACUGAAAAGCGAAGGCACUGGGUUCGCAGGAGGCGGGAAGAAUAUUGUCGAGAAGAGCGGUAUUGCAUUCCAGUGCUGAUGAAUCAUUAGAAAUGCUGCUACACUAUUUAUCUAUCUCUCGAACUACGUAAAGAAUACCUGAGAGCCAUCGCCUUAAUUCAAGAUGAUACAAGACCGUCAAGGUCAAG